CAUCACUCCAAUCCUCCGCCAUCACCACCACGGGCGCUGCUAGAUUCUCGACGCUGCAAAAAUUUCUCGUCCACGAAGAUGGAGUUCCUCUGUUCUCUAACUGGAAUGGCGACGCCUCCUCUUCUCCCUCCUCUCUCUCCCAACGCCCGCAGGACGCGCCUGCCGUUCCCGACGGCCGCCGCGCCCCCGGUUUCCGGUCUCCGGCGGCGGACAUUCAGGGGCGGGGCCGUCGCCGGCCCGAUUAGGGCCGUUGCUAGCUCCGGCGUGACGAGUAAGGAUCGAGGCGGUGGAGCGGCGGCCGACCUCCGGAGGUCGGAGCCCUCGGCGGAUUCCUCCGGAGGCGCGGAUGAGUUCGAGAGGGAGUUGCAAGGGUUAUUCGAUGAAGUCAAAGAUAUGAUUGCCCGAGGGAAGCAUGAAGAUGCCGUGAGCCUACUUCAAGCGAAUUUCGAAGCUGUAAAGGGAGAAAUCGAUGCAGGUUCUAGAAGCAUCGAAGAAGCUGCUGUUCUUGACGUUGUAGCCUUGGGGUACAUGCGCAUUGGGGACUUCAAAAUGGUCGAGACCAUACUGGAGCUGAUGAAUGAAGUCGUUGGCGAUAUAUAUGACGAUGGACGUCUUCUUGGAUCAGUACUUAUGCAUAUGGGAAGUAUGUAUUCAAGUUUGGGGAAGUUCGAGAAAUCAACAGUCAUGUACCGAAGGUCAAUUAGCAUUCUUGAACAGCUAUAUGGUGAAAGUAGUACUUUUCUUGUCACGCCAUUACUGGGAAUGGCAAAGGCUCUGGGCUCUAUUCAAAGAACAGCUAAAGCUACAGAGAUAUACUGUCGUGCAAUUAGCAUUCUAGAAUUAAGUAGAGGCCCUGAAAGCGAAGAUUUGGUGGUUCCUUUAUCUGGUCUUGGCAAUCUUCUGAUAACGGAAGGGAAGGUUGAUGAUGCGGAGAGUCCUUUUCUUAGAAUUGUAAGCAUAUAUAAAACCUUAUAUGGAGACAAAGAUGGAAGAGUUGGAAUGGCAUUAUCUUCUCUAGCCCAUGUGAAAUGUGCAAAAGGAGAUGUCAAUGAAGCUAUUAAUUUAUACAAAAGUGCCCUUCAGAUCAUCAAGGAUUCAAAUUCUAUGGCUUUGGAUGAUUCCAUGAUGGAGAAGAUGAGAAUAGACCUGGCCGAAUUACUUCAUGUUACUGGAAGGGGUAAUGAAGGUCGACAGCUGUUGGAGGAGUGCUUGUUAAUUUCUGAAAAAUAUAAGGGAAAGGAUCAUCCUGAUUAUGUUAGACACCUUCUAAAUCUUGCAACCUCUUAUUCUCGCUCAAAAAACUUUGUGGAGGCAGAGCGGUUGCUAAGAACUGGUUUAGAUGUAAUGACGAGGACCUUGAGGCCUGAUGAUCCCUCCAUCAGCUUUCCCACGCUUCAUCUUGCAGUGACUCUAUACCAUUUGAAAAGGGAUGAAGAAGCUGAGGACCUUGCCAAGGAUGCUUUGCUGAUUCGUGAGAAAGCAUUUGGAGAAGAUUCUCUACCAGUUGGGGAGGCUCUUGACUGUUUAAUUUCAAUUCAGACUCGCAUGGGAAAGGAUGAUGACCAGUUAGUGGCACUUCUCCAGAGAGUUCUAAAAAUCCAAGAGAAAGAGAUAGGUUAUGAGAGUGAAGAAGUCACAGUAACCCUGAAAAAAAUUGUGUUCUAUUUGGAAAAAUUAGGAAGAAGGGAUGAAAAGGUUAAGCUGCAGAAAAGAUUGUCUGUACUCAAGAUGAAAUACAAGCAAAUGAUACAUUAUUAGUUUCUUGGCACGUUGGCAUCCAACUCCUUCUGAGUGAUUCGGUAUGCACAAGUGGCCCAAAAGGUUGACCAUUUAUUGGUUAAAAAUCAAAUGAAUACCUCCGCAUGAUCCCGAUGUCGUGAUAUUAUCAGGAACUUGUGGUUUAGCUAGAUGCCCUAUUCUGUCUCAUCAGAUAGGAAUCAGGCCAAAGUUGUUGAAUUUAUACCUACUUACUCAAGCAACUUACCAGAAGAUUUAUUCAAUUACUGGUGCCUGUGACUGGGAUGGGCAUUCUAUGAAGACGGCAGUGUCGUUACACAGACAGAAGAGCCAAUUCAUCCAACUAUUGGUCAUUGAGAAGUAAAGUGAUGUCAGCAACAGGGGUUGCUUGGCAACAAGUAGCUCACCAUGGCAAUCCGAAAAAUAGGUCCCUACAUACGACAGUCACCACCUUCUUCAUAAUCAUUACUGAUGAUGCAAUGUCAGAUUCAGCAGACUUGCAACUCGAUAAUUUGUGGCAUGUGUGGAGUCCCUAUGGUUACGCCCAAGGGAGGUAGCUAUAGUGGUUGCUCCUCUCACCCUUUUCAUUUUAAAAAGAGAAUUACUAGUGAUUCGAGAACCUUGGACUGAUGCUAAUCAUAGUGGACAAUAGUUGAGAUCGAACUUCACCUGUUCUUUGUACAGAAAGCGCCUUGUACUUAUAACUUGACAUGAAGGGGCUGAAAUGGAUACUUGUGCCACUCAACUUAGGCAACCAGAAGGAAUCAUGUUUUGACGGCUACAGGGCAUGGAGGCUAAUUGUGAAUAUUCGUCAUCCUACGUAUAACUGCCACGUGGAGCCAGUAUCAACUGCAAUGGUAAGUGGUUAAUAGUGUCCACGCUAUUUUUCCAAAGAAUGGGACUGUGCUCUUUCCAAGCAGCUGCCCGUGGACUGUGCUACUGUAUGAAACUACCUAGACUCUGCAGAUGACACUGAAAAGAAAAGAGCGGGAGAGAUAGUUCCAUUGCUCAGAUGGAGGUCCUACCUUUCUUAUUGAUGUCAUUUAAAAUGUUUCGCCUCCAGUGAAGAAGCCGCUUUCUGCUCACUUGUGAUGCAAUUGGCGGGAGUUGGGAAGAAUUGACUUAUCA
Messenger RNA from Eucalyptus grandis, 2865 nucleotides. Its product is annotated as nephrocystin-3. The transcript has 10 exons. Gene Ontology annotation, molecular function: protein binding. Gene Ontology annotation, biological process: chloroplast organization. NCBI's taxonomy places the organism in Eukaryota, Viridiplantae, Streptophyta, Magnoliopsida, Myrtales, Myrtaceae. The coding region runs from base 79 to 1758 and encodes 559 amino acids. The record is from RefSeq and is a predicted model, not a curated record. Gene Ontology annotation, cellular component: chloroplast.